Drosophila serrata is the source of this 860-nucleotide messenger RNA. RefSeq lists its product as uncharacterized. The record is from RefSeq and is a predicted model, not a curated record. NCBI's taxonomy places the organism in Eukaryota, Metazoa, Arthropoda, Insecta, Diptera, Drosophilidae.
AGAACAAAAUUUGGGGAAAGUUGGAAAACUAGUUUCGUUAAUUCCGUGAAUGAGGUUAUAUAUAAAAGUAUUACAAAACCAUAUUGCAUUAUGAAUUCAGAAAUUCCAAGUCUCAAAUGUCCUAUUUUACAUCUCAGUAGGAUCUGCAAUAUCAUUUGAUUCCAAAUGCUUUUAAGAAAAAAAUUCUAAAAUGUGUAAAUUUAUGCUACUUGUAUUUAUUACUUUGGUGCACAAAAGUAGACAGCAUCCCGAAGAUUCGUCACCAGGCUUAAACCGAUGUGGAGAUUGCUCCAGUUCGAAGAUCCCUCAUACAUUUACAUCUACUGGCCACCGUUGUCACGAAGAGGAUGUAAAUGCGCUUCAGAAGAACUUUACUCAGCCAACUAAUAAGUUUCCGCAAUGCAUGCCCCGUAUGUACCAAAUGAAGUAUCCUAUAGCGCGGUUUUGCUGCUUCUGGUCGCCGCAACUGGGAUGCCAGAUACUUAUUGGUGAAAAGCAUUACGAAAAGUUUGGAGUUACCUGUGUCGCCUGCCACCAAUACUGUAGAGCAGCAAAAAGUGGAGUGCAGCGUACGAAUUACGGAAAUCUGGCUACUAUACUUUUGGCUCUGCUCCUCUUGGCUCUCUUGAAAAUGUUAAUUCCCCUCAAUAAGCUACGUUAUUAUGAUGAGUUUGGACUUCAUGCUGAAGCUUAAACCAUGGAUUGCUUUCAGCUUGGGCAUAAAUUUUAAACUACUUCAUCGAUAACUUUGCUAAGUAGAAAUUCUCUUUAGAUUUGGCUCUUUGACUUUUGGACUUUAGCCGCGUUGCGCGGACACAAAUUAAUCAAAAGUGUAUAGUAAAAUAACUGUUCUGUCGUCA